CUCCCUUCAUCCCUCCAAUCCUCAUCUGUUCCUCAUAGGAGCAGUGGAGAGAGUGAGUGACGGAGGAAUAUCCCACUGUGUGUGAUACCAAAAGUGAAUGAGCGGGAGAAAGUGUGGCAACAGGCGGGCUGAACUUAUGACAACGACCAGAGGGAGACCGCUGGAGGAAGACUGAUUAAAGAUCUGCCCAAACACCUUGAGAGGAGUCUCCUAAUUGGAUUAUCAGCUUUCCUGCCACCUCUUCUCGUCUCCAUUGGUGACAGUGCCUAACAACCAUCGCCAUGGGUGAAAUGGAGCAAAUGCGAAAGGAGGCAGACAGUCUCAAAGACCAGAUCACUGCAGCUCGUAAGGCGGUGCAGGACACCACACUGCAAGAGGCAGUAGCCGGGAUCACCGUGGUGGGUCGUGUCCAGUUGAAGACCAGGAAAACACUAAGGGGUCACCUUGCCAAGAUCUACGCUAUGCACUGGGGCACUGAUACGAAGCUGUGUGUCAGUGCCUCACAAGAUGGAAAACUCAUAGUGUGGGACAGCAUUACCACCAACAAGGUGAAUGCCAUCCCUCUCAAGUCAUCGUGGGUGAUGACUUGUGCCUAUGCACCUUCGGGGAACCUAGUGGCUUGUGGUGGUCUGGACAACAUGUGCUCCAUCUACAACCUCAAGGGCAAGGACGGGAAUGUCAAGGUCAUGCGUGAGCUGGCGGCACACACAGGUUACCUGUCCUGCUGUCGUUUCCUCAGUGACACUGAGAUCAUCACCAGCUCUGGAGACUGCACUUGCGUACUAUGGGACAUUGAGACAGGGACCCAAAAGACCGUCUUUGCCGGACACCAGGGAGACUGCAUGUCCCUGGCCGUGUCCCCAGACUUCAAGUUUUUCAUCUCAGGGGCGUGUGACUUCACAGCCAAGCUUUGGGACAUCAGGGAGGCCGAAUGCAGACAGACCUUUGGAGGCCAUGAGAGUGAUAUCAAUGCAAUUGGGUUCUUUCCCAAUGGUAACGCAGUGAUAACAGGGUCGGACGAUGCCACCUGCAAGCUGUACGACCUGCGAGCCGACCAGGAGCUCAUCACCUACCAGGACUCUGGCAUCAUGUGCGGGGUGACCUCCUUGGCCCCCUCCCUGUCUGGACGCCUGUUACUGGCUGGAUAUGAUGACUUCAACGUCAACAUCUGGGACGCACUUAAAUCUGAGAGAGUGGGAGUGCUGGCUGGUCACGACAACAGAGUGAGCUGUAUCGGGGUGUCCUCAGACGGCAUGGCAUGUUGCACAGGAUCCUGGGACAGCUUCCUCAAGAUAUGGAACUGAGGCUGUUCCUCACCAGCAAGCAGAAAGAGAGCAGUUAACACCUGCCUGGGAGAAAGUGAAGAAGAUAAAACAAACAAAUUGGAGUUUCAGGGAGGGAUGAGGGACGAGCAGCCGCAUAGGGUGAGAAGAGGGUAUUUUAAUUGUGCCAAGUCCUAUCUAAUGUUGGAGAGGGGUUGUAAUGUGAAGAUUUUGUCCUCUCUCUGUCACAUCGCGCUCUCACCUUUCUUCUCACGUUAUGGGGGAAUUUGGGGUGGGACAAGGGGUUGGGGGGUCUCAGAAAAGAUCAUUCCUCAUAAUAGUUUGUUAUAUUGCGGUUCAAAUCGAUAACAUAUGCACAUUUAUUGCAGCAAUUCAGAGAUCACCCAACGAGAACAGUUGCCAAAAUGGAAAUGGUAGCACACUGGAUGAGAUAGAAUUGAAUAUGUGUCAAGUUACAGCCUGUGUAGGUUCACACUAGCUAUACUAAUAUGCUGUGUUUUAUAUCAAAGCAUAAGUUAUCUUAUAUGAAUAAUCUGAGCAUUUGCGUUUUUUGUUUCAGACUGUUGUUUGUUUUUAGUUUUUGGUAGAUUCCCUAGAUGCUUACAUUUACUUUCUUUUCAUUUUCUAACUUUAUUUAAAAUUGAGUUAUAGUUUGCAGAUGUCUACAUUAGUGUUUGAGUUGUUUUGUAUGUGAUUGAUGGACAAUAUUUACCAGGAUUUGGGGUCUCAUCAUUUGGCCUAACCCCCCUGCCGGUAGCUAGACCUGAAAAGUGCUUUGGGUAAACUGUUGAACUGACAGAUGGGAUAAUAAAAUGGUUCACUAAGCACUUACAAAAAAAAAAAAAAAUGACCCAUUUGUCUCAGGACAGGAGGACUUUUGUAUGAGUGUUAUAUGGAUGAUAACGUCUAUUGUGUGCAUAUGAGCAAUACAUCUGAAUCUGUAUAUGACUGCUUACCUUUUCCUCUGCGUUGUACAAGAUAAACUUGAAGGACAGUUUGUGUACAUACAGAAAAAAAAAAUUCUCUAAGUUCUGAGUAGAAUUUGGACUGCCUCUUUUCCAACACUGGAUACACACAAUGUGCAAAAUAAAGCAAUACUACCUUUCUUAAAGACUGUCUAAUAAACAUGGGAUUCUGCAUUAAA
Messenger RNA from Dicentrarchus labrax (European seabass), 2427 nucleotides. It is a transcript of the gene gnb3a, whose product is annotated as guanine nucleotide binding protein (G protein), beta polypeptide 3a. Gene Ontology annotation, biological process: G protein-coupled receptor signaling pathway. Gene Ontology annotation, cellular component: cytoplasm; heterotrimeric G-protein complex. The coding region runs from base 282 to 1304 and encodes 340 amino acids. The transcript has 9 exons. The record is from RefSeq and is a predicted model, not a curated record. Gene Ontology annotation, molecular function: signaling receptor complex adaptor activity; protein binding. Lineage: Eukaryota; Metazoa; Chordata; Actinopteri; Moronidae.